Messenger RNA from Penicillium longicatenatum, 1152 nucleotides. Its product is annotated as cyclin-dependent serine/threonine-protein kinase phoA. Gene Ontology annotation, cellular component: nucleus; cytoplasm. Gene Ontology annotation, molecular function: cyclin-dependent protein serine/threonine kinase activity; ATP binding. The transcript has 2 exons. Lineage: Eukaryota; Fungi; Ascomycota; Eurotiomycetes; Eurotiales; Aspergillaceae. Gene Ontology annotation, biological process: protein phosphorylation. Bases 1 to 1152 code for a protein of 383 amino acids. The record is from RefSeq and is a predicted model, not a curated record.
AUGGAGCGACUCAGGGAUUCUGCAGGCCACCCUUUAAAGACUACACUCGUCUCCCCCCGUUCUUUCCUCUUCUCUAAACCCCUGAAACCAUCGGUCUCAUCACAACCAUACAGAAUGGAUAAAUCCCAACAACCCAGCUCCUUCCAGCAGCUGGAAAAGGUUCGCGCCCUUCCAUUUGAAAUCCCCAACCUGACUGACUUAUCCUGGCAGCUCGGUGAAGGCACUUAUGCCACUGUUUUCAAAGGGCGCAAUCGCCAAACGGGCGAGAUGGUUGCGCUGAAGGAAAUCCACCUCGACUCGGAAGAAGGAACCCCAUCGACCGCUAUUCGUGAAAUCUCGUUGAUGAAGGAGCUGAAGCACGAGAGCAUUGUGUCGCUUUACGAUGUCAUUCACACGGAGAACAAACUCAUGCUGGUCUUUGAGUUCAUGGACCGGGAUCUCAAGAGAUAUAUGGACACCCGGGGCGAUCGGGGACAGCUGGACCCCGUCACUAUCAAGUCCUUCAUGCACCAGCUGCUGAAGGGUAUCGCGUUCUGCCAUGAGAAUCGGGUCCUCCACCGAGACUUGAAACCACAGAACCUGCUGAUUAACAAGAAGGGUCAGCUGAAGCUGGGAGAUUUCGGUUUGGCUCGCGCAUUCGGUAUUCCUGUCAACACCUUCUCAAAUGAGGUCGUCACGUUGUGGUACCGGGCACCCGAUGUCCUGCUCGGCAGCCGCACCUACAACACCAGCAUUGACAUCUGGUCAGCCGGCUGCAUCAUGGCUGAGAUGUACACGGGCCGCCCACUCUUCCCGGGCACCACUAACGAGGAUCAAUUGCUGAAGAUCUUCCGGUUGAUGGGAACGCCAUCUGAACGGUCAUGGCCUGGCAUCUCCCAAUUGCCAGAGUACAAGCCCACUUUCCACAUCUAUGCCACGCAGGACUUGGGCUUGAUCCUCCCGCAAAUCGAUCAACUUGGAUUGGAUCUAUUGAACCGCAUGCUUCAGCUGCGCCCAGAGAUGCGUAUCAGUGCCAGCGAUGCGCUGCAGCACCCGUGGUUUCAUGAUUUGACUCAACUUCAGGCCCAGCAACAGCAGCAACAGCAGCAACAGCAGCAACAACAACAGAUGUCUGGUUAUGGGGGCAUGGUCCCGCCUCAGCCUGCCUACUAA